Naegleria fowleri is the source of this 6360-nucleotide messenger RNA. RefSeq lists its product as uncharacterized. Gene Ontology annotation, molecular function: protein binding. The coding region runs from base 1 to 6360 and encodes 2119 amino acids. The record is from RefSeq and is a predicted model, not a curated record. The transcript has 12 exons. NCBI's taxonomy places the organism in Eukaryota, Heterolobosea, Eutetramitea, Acrasida, Naegleriidae.
AUGUUCUUCUCUCAACAACAACAAGAAACAGCUGGCAACACUACCAACAAUAUCAAGGACACAGCUUCUUCAACAGUGCCGUCAUUAGAUUGGAGUUAUGUAAGAGAAGUAUUAUCUUCCAUUUCCGAUAUUGGAGAUUCUGAGUUUUCAUCGCUUUUUGAUGGAGUUGAGUCACAUUCGAAAAAGCUAGAGAACAUCACUGGCAAAAUAUCGGAGAGCCUGUUAAUAGAGAAAAUUAGAACUUAUAAUUUACUUGGAUGCUUAAAUUACUUUAACAGUGACGUUGAAAAAUCAGAAGAAUACUUCACGAAAGCCCAAAGCAGUAUUCAAUCGUUUAUCAAUUUCAAAAACGACAAAGUGAAAAAUUUGAUGCAAAUCUAUGUCACCAAUAAUCUAGGAGUCAUCCAAUUGCAUCGGGGCAAGAUAAAGGAAGCAACAAAUGCUUUUAACAGCUCACUAAGAAUAUGUUUAGACAACGAAAAGAAAUAUCAAGAAUUUAGACAAGUUUCCACAACUCCUCUUUUAAAUUUGGGAUUAAUUCAUUGGAAGAUACAAAAUGACCUCGACAAAAGUGAAGAAUAUUUUCUCAAGGUCCUUGAGAGAGACAAUUUUUCGUUUGAGGCAUGGAUAAAUUUAUCUGAAAUUUACAUGAUUCAUGAAGAAUAUGAAGAGUCUUUAAAAUGUUGCUAUAAGGCCAAAAAGAUCAAUCCACAAAAUUCACUGGUGUUAAUAAUGUGCGCCUUGAUCAAGCAUAGAAUGGGAUGGGAUUCUGAGGCCAUUCAUGUCCUCGACGAAGCAAAACAGAGAGAUCCCAAUAACCCAUCUAUUUACACCCUUUUUGGAGUUAUUUUUCGAGAACGACAAAUGCAUGAGAAAGCCAUUGAAUGUUUUUUAAAGGCCAUGGAUCUAGCUCCUUACCAAAUAUUUUCUCUAGAGAAUAUCAUUGAUCUUUAUUUGGAGAGUGGACAAUAUGAACUGGCACACAAAUUACUCGAACAAUCUCUGAUGAAAAUUCCAUUAUUUAUUCCCACAUUGCAUUUAAAAAGAAAAUUGCAACUGAAUGGACAAAAUUUACCAUUUGGAAUUAGAUCCAAAUUAGUUGAACGAUCAUCCCUUCAUAAUAUUUCUCUUACAAAAUAUUACAGCGGAGAUGUCGAAGGAGCUCUUUCUACACUAUUGAAUGGGUACCAAAUUGAUUCUACCAUUUUCACACAAGAUAUUUACAACAAUGCUCUCAUUCAAACCAUUUGCUCUCUCUAUCCACAAGCCAUCAAAUUAUUGUGGAUGUACUUGAUUAAAUUAGGAUCACCAGUAACAGCAUUGGUUCUCAUGAAAACUCUUUACGAUCGACACGUCAUUCUCGGUAAGAAACCUGGCAGUCGUGAUUGUUCCGUCAUGUUUUGGUAUUAUGCAGCAUUGGCCUAUGCAGGAAUACCUUGGAGACUUGUCGAUUAUUCAAAAUUUAUUUUUGAUGAUGUGAAUAAGAGAGAUGACUUUCCCUAUUAUUUGCAAGUAUUGGCAUAUAAUCGAAUGGAGGUUUCUGAGAGUGGAGAAAAGAUUGAUGAAAUGACUAGACAACAUGUUGAGAAGUGUUUUGGAGAGAUGAAAUCAAUUCGAGAAUACGUGGCUGUCACAUAUGAGAAAUGUCUGUUUUGGUUGAGAAAUGGAGACUACAACUCUGCAAGUAGUGUUCUUCCAAGACAAUCAGUUUCAGAAAUGAUUCCAGAGUUUCAGUUUAUGAUGGCCAAAGUUUUGUACAAAAAGAAGAGUUCAAUAGCAGCUCGACAAGCUUUACAAAUCAUCACUCUUCUAUUGAGAUCAUGUCCCAAACAUUUUGAAUAUCUCUAUUUACGUUUAAAAUUGUCUUCCUUGUUGGAUGAGAAUAAUUUUAGAAAUUAUUACAAGGAUUUCUCUCCAAUCACUUUGGAGUGUUCAAUCAAAAAGUUGAAGCUUGGAGUGAAAUAUUACAUUAAUCACUUUGACCCUGAAAAAGCUCAAGAAGAAUUGGAAAAGCUUGAAAAGCUCAUUGAGAACGUUUCCAGUUGGAGAGAUAAAAAUCAAAUCUCAGAAUUUGAAAGAGCCAUUAACGACCGAAAGUACAAGGCAUCGAUUCGAUUCUUAAGAGCAAAUAUCAAAUAUAUUUCUUCAGAAAGCUAUUAUUCUAUAUUGAACGAAAUGACCAAUCUCACACCCAUCUACUCAAAGAAACCAAAAACCUUAAUAUUUGAAUUGAAGUAUGCACAGUUGGCUCCAACGAAUCAGUAUUACGUGAAUCAAUUUUUCGAAAAGGCGGAACAUGCUCUCAAACUUCUAGACCAAAAGUCACAAACUGUUUGUUGGCAAUAUAUUAUUUUGUAUUGCCUUCGAAAUGGGAUGAAAAGACAAGCAUUGUCUGUUUUGAAUAAUAUGGGCUCUACACGAUUUGCAAGAGUGGAUACCUUGUAUCCGUUAUGUGCAAUUGCAUUUAUGUUAGAUCUGAGCGAUAAUUUAGAAUCUUAUUUGUCUAAGGUAGAUCUCAGCAUGAUACGUUUUCAUUCCAAGUCAUUGGUCACCAAGAAAAUUUUAGCAGAGUUUGACAUGUUUAAACUUCGAGUGAUUAUUAGCAAAAUUCAGAGAGCGUCCACGAACUCUCUAAAUUCUGAGGUUCAAACUCACAUUGAGGAAUUUAAAAUGACCCUUAAUUCAUGUUUUCCAUUUGUAGAUUAUCUAAAAACUCUCUACAAGGAACAAAUUGUUGCUCAUAUUAUUUCUAAUUAUAUUUCCCUAAUUAGUCAUUCAGCAUCACAGGACACAAUUAUUCAACGACUGUUAAACGAAUCUCCAGAUCUAUUACCUCUGACAUACAUUCAAACUCGAAUAGCAUCCACCAACUACUAUCCAGAAAAGAAGAAAUUGUUUGAUGCACAUCAAAAAAGUUUCUCUAACACUGUAUCCUUAGAAGAUAGAACUAAUUUUCAAGUGUUGGAAUAUCUCAGAAACAAUGACAAAACCUUGUUGACAACUUCUAACUUGGCAACAACUGAUACUUUCUUGUUCGCCAAAAAAUGCUUGAAUGCACCCCUUGAAAGCAUUACUCAACAAUUAUCAUUGUUAAUCUUUGACAAGAAAAAAGUGUCACUUGACAUGAUGAAAGCUCUCGGUAUUAUUUUGAAAGGAAAAGUUGAUGUUGUCACCUAUCAGUGGUUGACCUAUGAAAUUUUUAAAAGAGAAGAUUCUGUUCCUUUUUUUGAAAAGAUACAAAAACCACAGUCUUCUCAUUCCAUGACAGAAAGAAAUAUUUUCAUUUCAAUUGAAAGUCUCCCUUUCAACCAAAAUUAUGUGCAAGCUGUUCAGCGUGUAUAUACUCGAUAUGAACAACCGAGUAUUCGAAGUGGACACUUGCUAUUGGCUCACAUUUUCAGAAUUUCACAUAAUAAGGAAACUCCUCUUCCUAUUGACCAAAGUCUUCAGAAAGAAUCUUUACCAUGGUUUCUCUCUCACACAUCCAUGGACUCGCUCAUUCAAGAACUCUUUUCAAAAUAUACAGAGAGAAUUGAAUUCAAUGAUCAUUAUGAAUCUCAAUCAUCCAAACAAUUAUCUUUUCAUGAAAAUACUAAACCAAUGAUGAGUCAUCAAUUUCAACAAGAGUUUUUAGAGGGUGCCAAAAACAAAUUAUUUUGGAAAUGCAUUUCUUACAUUUUUAGCAAUGAAAAAGAUGGACAAACUACUCUCAAAGAACGUUUGCAAUUAUUAUCAAAUAUUGCUGCCAAUGCAGGUGUUAUUACUGAGGAGACUAUUCGAAUUAAUUUUGAAUUUAUUUUACAUGAAUGGAGAAUUCGUGAUUCCACCUUGAAUUAUAGAUUUUCAAAAAUUCAAGAGAAAACAAAUGGAGAAUUUCUCAUCAAGUUUUCAUCACUUUUCUUUUACUUGAAGGAAUAUUUUACGACAUCAAAUGCACAAGAAGAAGGAAAUUCUAUGAAAUCAGUGGCCGAUUCGAUAUUCAAAAUAAUAUUCACAGAAUUGGAGCAAAUUUCUCAACUGUCGAUUCGAAAAUCCUCUCCUGUUGAAUGGAAAGAAUUUGUAGAGUACAUUUCUUCAAAAACAGAAGAAAGUUCAAAAGACAACACUUUGAAUUUUUCACUCCAUCGACUGAAAACUUUUGAAUGCGAUUGGAGAAUUUGGUUUUCAUUACUUUGUUUACACAUGAAUAACCAACCUACUAGUUACACGAUCAACUAUUCUUUAAUGACACUAUUGUUUGAAACAGUAUUACGGAUCUGUUAUUGCGCCUCAUCAUAUGGCAGCAAUGCUUCUUUAUCCAUGGAUCAAAACAUGUCACAUUUCAUAUUUCAUCCAGAUCUCCUGUUAGAAAAAUUGAAUAUUGAUGCCAUGUUGUAUCAUCUCACGAGUAAUCAUACUCCUUGUAGCUUGAAUUUAUUUGCUUAUCAACAACAGUAUGAUCCCACUCAGCAUGAUGAGGGAAUGAUAUCCAUUUUCGAAUGCGUUCGUUCCUUAAUUCCUAAUUUUUUUGAUUUUUUAUCAAAAUUAAUUUGCAAGAAAGAGAAACAUCUGACAGAAAUACGAUACCUUAUUCAAAUCGUGGCAGGUCUCUUGGAAUUAGGACUACUUGAACCAAUGACAAUUCUUGAGAAUGUGAAUUUAGUGACUGUUUGGGCAGAGAUGUUAAAUUUCAUUUUGGAACUUCACACCAUGUUUCAAGAAAAGGAAUUACUCUUGCUGUUAACAACCUGUUUAAUGGAAGACAAGAAAAUUCGCUCCCCAAGAAAAAUCUAUUAUUCAUUAAGAAGUGUCAAUUUUCUUCUUGAAUUCCUGAGAAUCACCUCUGAAGACAUUUUAUUGAAUUUUUUGAAUAGCGAACUCGCAUCGAAUACUGACCUACCUUCAUUAAGACAUGAAUUACUAGUAUUGAAUAGAAUUUUACAUAAGGGAUUGGAAUGUAAUGUUGAAAAAUCAGAGUUUACAACAUGCUUAAUUUCUCUAUUUCAAUCGAUUGGAAAAUUAUUACCAUCCGAUCAUUCACACAAAUGGCUCUCUAUCGUGAAAUGGAUUGAAUUUUCCAAAACAUCAUCUACAAAUACUACUCAGCACGAUGCAACAACAUUUGAAAUUAGAAUUUAUUGUGAAGGAGAACAAAACGAUACUCUCCUUUCACUUCAACCAGUUGCUCCGCCGAUCUCCUCUAACGAAUACCUUUUGGAAACUCAAACUUGUGGACUUGUGAAAAGUUUUUCAGAGAAUCAAACGAUUGGAAUGAUGCUACAUCUAAAAAUUGGAAAUGUCUUGUUCAAGUUAGUGUCCUCCGAGUCCAUGGAUUUAAGAACUGUGAAAUCAUUAUACUUUUCAUCCUUGUAUGACAUGAAGAAACAAGAGUCCAAUGUUUCACAUUUUCUUUCAAAUCAUGCUGUUAGAAAUCAUACACUUCUUUCAUUGGAUGUUGAAACAAAAAAGAAACAAACAUCAACGACUGCUGCUGCAUUGACUCCUACUUCUGUACAACACACUGUCACAAAUGUGAUCCUUACAAGAUAUUCCAUAUACAACAAUAGUUGGUAUGAAAAAUUGGAAAAGCUCAUUAAGGAACUCGCACGAUGGUCUGCAGUGUGUUGGUUUAUUGGUCUUUCUAUGCGAUCAAGAGAUACUGUCAUAAGGAUAAAUAUUGAGAAAGCUCAAUUGAUUCAUGACGAACUAUUUCAUACCUUACUGUACGCCACUUCAAAGGAACAUGCACAGCCAUUUCGAUUUGAUGUGGAUAUGGAAGCUAUGAUUCAAUCCUUUGGAACAAGUGGCAUGCAAGUGUUCGAAAAAGAAUUUUUCAACAUGACCAACCUCUUACUCUCCCCUUUGCAUAUUCAGAAAACUUUAUUCUAUCUCUCGUUAUUGACAGAAAAUGAUUGUAAACUUGUGAACAAUGAGUUGGCCCCAAGUAAUUAUGUAUCGCCAUUUACUGUGGACAGAUACAACCUGAGAACUGAGAGCGAGAAUGUACCCAGAGGUGACAAGUAUUUGUACAAACUAUUGAAGAGAAGUCUCAAAUUGGAGAAAAUGCUUGAACCUGAAUUGAGAAGAGAGUUACAAAGUACGGCCACCUCCACCGAUACUCAAACAUUGAUCUCAAAAGAAAACUCCAUGAAUAUUCAGCCAGUGACUUCUCAUCCUUCUCCGUACAUUGCGCUGAACGACAAGAUUGUUGAUUUGUUUUUGAGUCGUGUUCAUGGCUGGAUCCUCAUGUUUAAUGCUGUAUCGACGUCAAAAGACGAAGAACUCUCCUUUGAAAAUUGUGGAAUUAGAUGCUCCACCAUUCAACAACUAUGUAACGAAUUAAUAGCUCAAAGCAAGCUGUUUUCAAAGAUUUCAAAGUAA